Salvelinus sp. IW2-2015 is the source of this 7776-nucleotide messenger RNA. NCBI's taxonomy places the organism in Eukaryota, Metazoa, Chordata, Actinopteri, Salmoniformes, Salmonidae. The record is from RefSeq and is a predicted model, not a curated record.
UAACUAGUGAACCCCCCCCAUGCCCAUGGAUUUGCGAUGACGUAGAGACAACAAACAGUUGUUGGACUUGAGUAAGCUAACGUUAGCUAGCACAAGGACGAGGAGAUAAAACAGCAUAUAUACAUUCAAGCGCUUCUCGGGGAACGUCAAUAAGCGGCACGUCUUUGUUUUACAAUAACAAUCAAAAAGGAGAGUAUUGCUCUACAGUUAAAUAAUUUGGGGCACGAUCGAAACAUGCUCCGGACUAUGACGCUUGUUYUUUCCUUGCCUAUUCGGGGAUUGUGAUGCGAGGUGCUCCGGUGAGACCGCGAGCGACAUUAGGAAAUCAUUUAAAAAAAAAUUGAAUGAUAAACUCGAAAACGAAGUAUUUGGGUUUACCGAAAGGUGCGUAAAACUAAACUGGUCUAGAUGUCAUUGUUGGGUAACUACUUUAUCUAGGUAGCUAGUUUGCUUAAUGCACAAUACAUAGUAUUUUGCUAACGUAAUGGAGGCACCGUGAGCGAUUGUACAGUUUUAGCUAGUUAGCCAGGUAACGUUAAAUGGUCACCCAAAAUAUAGUUAUAACGUUAGCUAGCUUCCACAUCCACUUUUAGAGUGUGCUGACAAACAAAAUACAGAAUACUGUAACUAAAAACGGCUAUCUAUGCACUUCAUUGAUAUCUAUCGUGGUUACCUAGCAUUAAAUUAGCUAGCCAAAGAAGUAUAAACUAGAUUGAGACUAGCUACUGUCGCAGGAUAAUACGUUAUUUCUCGGUUAGGAUUUGUCUGUCACAGUCGUUUGACACGGUGUGUUGCCUUCAGAUCUUGAUAAUUUGACAACUAUUUACAGUUGCUGGACCUGUGAUAUGGUCAAUUUAUCAAAGGUUUUCUGACUUACAAUUUCAGGCUAUAAAUAUUCUGAAUUGCAGGCACGCAUCACGUAUCAAACCAGUCAAGAAAUUAUAUCUUGAAAUAGUUGUGCAUGUGAGAACAAAUAGCUGUUUUGUCAAUCAAUUACUUUUAUCACUCAGAAUGCACUUUAUAUUGUCGUUGUUGACAUGUCAAAACAAAGUUGUAAACAUUCUUGAUGAAAGUACUUAUUACAAAUUGUUAGCUAUUUUAGGAUCAAAGACCAACAUUCAAAGGCUAGACUGAAAUCAACCUUUUGUCAAGUGCAGAGUUCUCGAAUCCCGUCAAAUUGCUAGAUCAAUUGCCGAACACUAUCUUCCUGGAAAUGAAAAUAUGAAUAUCGAGGAGCAAGCUCUAGAUUUGUGCAAUGUCAAAAUGAAGAGUAAUGUCGAUGACAAUACUACCAAUAACUCGGAAGAGAUCAUACCCCGGAUUUCGGAACUGAUGGAUGGAGACUUGUGCAAACAAGGCAUUGGCACCGAGGUCGCCGACACAUCCUCUCUAGCCAGGCUCACAGACAACCCGCGGGGGGAGGACAACCACCGGUCAAAAGAGACACUAGAAAUCGACGAAGUGAACGGGAAUAAGAACAACAGCGUCCCAGAUACCCCUGCAAUAGUCAGUUCUGACUUUGCCGUUUCUAAUGACGACCAAGACCAAGAGGAGAGUAUCAAGGAUCCAACACCAUCGGCCCUCAUGUUUGCUAUUGAGGAAGGGGAUGAUGGUGGGGAUAUGGACAUUAGUGUGGAUUUGAGCCUGGAUGAAAGUGGCAUGUUGGAGUCAGAACCUACGGACCAAGGCCCAUCCCUAGCAGAGGAGACAUUCUCAAGCGGUACCAAUCCAGAUUCAUCUACCCCAGAUGUUGUCACGGACAAGGAACCUGAUAAACCCUCAGAACAGGAGGACUCGCCACCUGUCAUUGCCACAGGAGAGGCCCUCUCUCCAGCCCUGGAUGAGGGGGAUGAUAAACACAAAAAUGGCAAGAGGGUGACUUUUCCUUCAGAUGAGGAUAUUGUCUCUGGAGCAGUGGAGCCCAAGGACCCUUGGAGACAUGCCCAGAAUGUGACGGUGGAUGAGAUUCUCUCUGCCUACAGACAGGCCUGCGUGAAACUCAACUGUAAACUCAUCCCCAAAGUGCUCAAACAGAUGCAGGAGCUGAAAGACCUAACUCAUCGAAACGAAUGCCUGGACCUUAAAGGUGAGAAGCUGGACUAUAAGGCGUGUGAGUCCCUGGAGGAGGUGUUCAAGAGGGUCCAGUUUAAAGUGGUGGACCUGGAGCAGACCAGCCUGGAUGAAGAUGGUGCGUCAGCUCUCUUUGACAUGAUUGAGUACUAUGAGUCGGCCACACACCUCAACAUUUCCUUCAACAAGCACAUCGGCACCCGCGGCUGGCAGGCCGCAGCCCACAUGAUGAGGAAGACGAGCUCUCUGCAGUACCUUGACGCCCGCAACACGCCCCUGCUGGACCACUCUGCCCCGUUUGUGGCACGGGCUCUCCGCAUCAGCGGCAGUCUUGCUGUGCUGCACCUGGAGAACGCUGGGCUCUCUGGACGACCACUCAUGCUGCUGGCCACGGCUCUGAAGAUGAACAUGAACCUACGGGAGCUGUACUUGGCUGAUAACAAGCUGAACGGCCUGCAGGACUCGGCACAGCUGGGCAACCUGCUCAAGUUCAACUGCAACAUCCAGAUACUGGACCUCCGCAACAACCACAUACUGGACUCUGGUCUGGCCUAUGUCUGUGAAGGCCUGAAGGAACAGAGGAAAGGCCUGGUCACUCUGGUGCUCUGGAACAACCAGCUAACGCACAACGGCAUGGGCUACCUCGCAGCUGCACUGCCCUGUACCCAGAGUUUGGAGACCCUAAAUCUGGGCCAUAACUCUGUGGGGAACGAGGGGGUCCACAAGCUGAAGGACGGGCUGAUCUCCAACCGCUCGGUGCUCAGGCUUGGCCUGGCGUCCACCAAGCUGUCCUGCGAGGGUGCCGUGGCAGUGGCAGAGUUCAUCGCAGAGAGCCCCCGGCUGCUGCGUCUGGACCUGAGGGAGAACGAGAUCAAGACGGGGGGCCUCAUGGCCCUCUCCCUGGCCCUCAAAGUCAACACCUCCCUCCUACGCCUGGACCUGGACCGAGAGCCCAAGAAAGAGACUGUGAAGAGCUUCAUCGAUACGCAGCGUUCCCUGCUGGCUGAGAUCCAGAACGGCUGCAAGCGGAACUUCAUCCUAGCCAAGGAGAAGGAGGAGACCGAGCAGCAGAUGCAUUCGGCCUCCAUGGCCGAGAUCGCCACCGAGGACAGAACCGAAAAGGAGGAUGGAGCUGAUUCCGGCGAGCAUGUUGAAAAAGAUGGGAAAGACAGUGGAGGAGAGGAAGGAGUAAAAGACACUGAGAGCCUGACUGACAGCCAAUCGGCAGUGCGCUCUGAGGGAAUAGUGUUGCCUUUGCUGUUGGAGUCCGACUCGGACACAGACGACGAUGUGGAGGAAGAGGUGGUUCUCUCUAAAGCUCCCUCCGUCUCCCCUGUCCCCAAACACACUGGCCCUUCACUCCGGGCAGCGACAACCCAGCACCCCCUCAGUGCUUCACAGAUGCCAACCGCCCCCUCUACCCCACCAGCUACGGGGGCUUUCAUUUCAGGGAUCACCGUCACGGAGUCCACGGGCCCCCCCGGUACGCCCCCUUCGCCGGGCCGCUGUAUCUCUGUGUCGAGCCCCGGGAGGGGCCACAAGAUCUUCAUGGUGACCAGAGUAGAGAGCCCCUCUGACCAGCAGCAGGUUCUGGGGAAGAUUGGCAUGCACAACCCCAAGGCCUCAAAGGAGCCAGUGGUGUCACUAGUGAAGCAAACCACACAUCGACCACAGGCCCCUUCACAACCCUCACAGGAGGAGGUGAGAACAGAACAGACACAACCCCAGACCACGCCCACGCCGCUGACACAGGAGGUGACACAGAGCCUGACAGAACAGAUACAACCCCAGACCACACCACUGACACAGGAAGUGAGACAGAGCCUGACGGAACAGACACAACCCCAGACCACGCCCACGCCACUGACACAGGAGGUGACACAGAGCCUGACAGAACAGACACAACCCAGACCCACGCCACUGACACAGGAAGUGAGACAGAGCCUGACGGAAAACAGACACAACCCCAACCCGCCACGCCACUGCACACGAGACAGCAACCCAGAACCACGCCCCACGCCACUGACACAGGAAGUGAGACAGAGCCUGACAGAACAGACACAACCCCAGACCACGCCACUGACACAGGAGGUGACACAGAGCCUGACAGAACAGACACAACCCCAGACCACGCCCACGCCACUGACACAGGAAGUGAGACAGAGCCUGACGGAACAGACACAACCCCAGACCACGCCACUGACACAGGAGGUGAGACCGAGCCUGACAGAACAGACACAACCCCAAACCACGCCACUGACACGGGGGCUGGUCCAGAGUUUAGAUGAACCACAGACAAUAGAUCCUAAACAGACGGAGAAGAGUCCUGUUGCGCCAGAGGAACCUUCUUCUGAGGAGGCCGUAGUAGAGACUCCUAAUGACCCGUCUGAGACGCUAGAACCACCAUCCAACCUCCUAACCCAACCCACAGAGGAGGAAGUCGAGGGCGUUCUAGACAGUUCGCAACCUGUACUGGCAGAGCAGAGCCCAGGAACAGCAGCCCAGCCAUCACACACACUGUCCCUUCCUACAGAAGAUGUAGCCACUCAAUCACUAGCAUCACCCCAACAGACAGAGCAGAUGGUAGAGACAGCUACAGAGCCCCGGCUAGAACAGUCUGCUGUUGAACAGCAGUCCACUGAAGCUGCGCUGGAAGGAGAGGUGGUGGUGGGAGAAAAGGAGGAGAGUCAGGACCCAGUAGAAGAGACAUUUCGUGAACAGGCAGAGUCUCAAACCAACACAGAGGAAGAUGAGAUGCAGUCAGAACGGCUUCCACAGCAGGAACAGAGUCCGGAACAGGCUAGUGACACAGUUCAGCAACCGUUAGCGCCGCAACCGUUAGCGCCUCAGCUAGCGAUGCAGUCUAACACUAAGCCCCUGGGGGAUCUCCUUCUAACAGCACCACUCCAGUCACAGCCUGAAACAGUGCAGCCAGACUCUGAGCUUCUGCCCCCAGAACCGGCAGAGACACUUCCACAGGCACACCGACAGGUGGUGCCAGAGAGUCCCUCUGAGCAGGGAGCCACGGAGAGUGUAGCAGAAGCAGAACAGGAACUAUAUCUGUCAGAGGAGGAGCAGCAGCAACUAGCACAACAGGCACUUCCUGUGCAGGUGGAACAGCAGCAACAACAACAUCCUGUUCUAGAGCAACUACAGCAGCAGCCUCUCCAACCAGAGGGGCAAUCACAGACCACCCUUCCCGCCGAGCCCUCACCUGUUCCAGCCGAGACAGACACUGCUCUGGAGGUGGAGGGCUGUAGCUCCCCUCCCAAGGCAGAGGAGUCCCCAGACGAGAGCUCCACAGACGAGGGGGAGAGCGUGGAGGAGGUGGUGGGCUCGGCCCUCCCCAACGGGCUGAAGCCAGAGUUCGUCCUUCACCUGCUGGACCCCGAAGGCCCCAAGCCUGGGCCUGGUAGCUGUGUGAUGGAGCACGUGAGUGUGACAGCAGAACUGAGCUGUGGUCAGGACCUGGAGGAGUUGUUGCUGGAGGCCAGCCUGGAGACUGGGAGAGACGCACCAUAGCCGUGUCAUGUGGUUUUGUUGGAGAGAGGAACACAGGAACUCGUAUCGUCUGUGUCUCGGUGACUCGUUGCUCCUACAAUUUUUUCCCGUUGUCAUAAUCCCACAACUCACCACCGCCACCUCUAUGACAACAGAGGACCAGUUGUCAUCUAAGUAAUACACCUAAUAAAUAAAAAAAUAAGACACAAAACAAUAAUCAUUGAGCUUCAUCACAGCACGUAAGGAAUUAACUACGUUUUCAACCGAAACGCACACACGUUAUAUUUUAAAGAAAGUAAUAAAAAAAAAAAGAAGGCAAAAGGUUAGUGUGAUUUUCUUCCUAUCACUACAUUCCGUCAAUCAGGAAACCACAUUCAUGCAGGGAGCGGGGGGUGAGAAAGAAGUAGAGGGAAGGAGGGGCUUAAUCACUGCUCUAACCCAAGACACAGGACACACUGCUCACCCCCUGCUCCACCCCGACCCUCUGUUCUUGAUCGUGUGGUGAGCGUGCACACUGACACAAAACCUUACUAUUGCCCUCUGCUGGAGGAAAGAGAAGGUGCACAGCUGUGUGACAGUGUGGGACCCAGCCAAGAGGACCCACUGGCUUUUUAGUGUGUCAUUCUCUGACAAUGACAGUUGGGCACAGAGGGUUUUAUAACCAAGGAAGGCGUGACAGGAGAAGGCAUUUGUUUUGUGCGUAUUUGUCCCCCCCCACACCUCGUAAGGGGAUCUCUGCCAAAGUGACUCUGCUUUCUUUUGUGUUCCUUCCGUUCGCUUUGGCCCCCCCCUCAGGAAUCGUCCCCGCCAGUCUCUCUCCAGCAACGCUCUGGAACACCCAAACCAUCUGUCAUCUGCCAAAAACACACCGUCUCAGUCCAAAAUGUAUUUUUGGAUGAGAUGGCGGAGUUACUUUCAUCUAAAGCCUUCUGGAAACCUCUGUAAAUGUUGGAUAACAAAAUGUCUGCCUUGAUGGAGUAAUGCCGUUCAUUACAGAGUAAGUCUACCCUUUUUUUCCUCCACCGGACAGUCAUCAGACAUUCUUUUCCAGAUGGAUUUUCAUGUUUGUCCGACCAGAGUGAUUAAAUGUAGUGUGACACUCGAUAGGAGUAACAAGAAAAAGUAGUUCCGACUUUGUCUGUCGUGUCCUCCCCUCUUUCUUUCAGUCUUCUGCCGGUACAACACUGUGCCAUCUCAUUUCCCAGCUCAACGCAGGAUUAAUGUUGCCUUCGACUCGACUAGGUUUAAAUUUCAUCUCCUUUUGUUUUGCUGCUUGGAGAAAUCAGUCGUUUAUUUAUUUUAUAUGAGCCUUUUACUCUGUGUGAUUUAUUGUUCUCUCCCUCUUUAUUAGUUAUUUUCCAUGAGGUUUGCUUUUAAAGAUUUCCCCCCUUUGGUGUAUAUUUCAGUUUCAAAUUAGAGCAAUUAUUAUGUGUUUUUUUUUUUGGGGGGGGGGGGUCUGAUGUAAAUGAGACUGCUGGGUGGAGGGAUCAACGGUUAUGGCAAUAGGGAGGGAGUGCAGUUAUGAAAAUAAACGAAAAGGACGUUUUCCUAAGGAGGGGCAGUGUGAAUGGUGGUUGACAUCACUGAUAACACACUGACUGAGAGACUAUCCCUGUUUUGAGACUUCACAUCUUUAACACUACUGUGCUAGGUUAAGCUAUGGCCACCUGGGGGCGCUGGGGCUGCUGGUGUUUUCCUUUCUAGAUAUACUGUAUUACCCAACAGCAGCUACUGCUUAAGACUCUUGUAGGCCAGGAGGACAUUGAUUUGAACACAAACAUGUGGGUGAAAGUUUGAGUGAACUUCCCAACAACACUGAGGACAUGUGAGCCUGAACGCCCAACGCUGGGAACCUAUGGGCCAGCUACCAAGGGCCCUAUUCAACUGGUAUCCAAAAGGUGCUUUCUUACAGUGCAAGAAGAAUACAGGUUUGUCACAACCGCGGGAUCCUCUGGAUAUAGGUUUUGGUUGAAUAGAGCCCCUUGUUUCAAUCCGUCUGUUCUAUUUCCCCUGGUCAACCAGGUUGUUUUUCAACCCAAAUCGUCAUUGCUGUGCUGCCCUCACUAUUUGUAAUGCUUACAUUUUUUUGGGUCAUUUUUAAUUAUUUGUUAAAUUAAUUGAAAUGUGCUGGUAAUCACAAAGAUAUGUAUGGCAACUCUUUUUGUUCCUCUCUCUCUCAAAUAAAUGCAUGUAAUGACUAAUGAA